AUGUAUUCUUUGAUUUUUGCCGAUAAUGGAUUGUUUUAUUUUAACUCUCCUCAAUUAGCCAUCAAUGUUGUUAAUGUUGAUGUAAUAGCAUCAUUGAAAUAUGCGAAAUUCUCAUUGAUCCUUAGAUGUCAUAUUGAAGUGGACACUCUUGGAUUUGAACGACCAGAUGAUUUGAAUAUAUUUUCAUAUCAAAAUUUUUGGCAAAAAUAUUUGCCGAUUUUGACACGUCGAAAACGAAGAUGGCAACAAGUGGUUUCACCGAGAGGAGAUCUAUUGACAAGAUUCAUUCGAAAAGGAAUACCGGCAACGUUGCGCCCAAAGAUAUGGAUGCAGAAUUGUUCACGCGUUACAAUCGGCAAAAGUAAUGUCGAUCCAAAUGUUAUUCAGGCAAUUUCUCUCGAUUUACCACGUACAUAUCCAAAUAAUCGAAUUCUUGCAUCGGAAGAAGGCCAAAAGAUUUUAGCGCAUAUUUUAUACAGAUUGGCUGAAACAUUUCCUGAUAUCGGUUACUGUCAGAUCUUAAAAUUUUAA
Molecule: messenger RNA, 531 nt
Organism: Dracunculus medinensis (Guinea worm)
Lineage: Eukaryota; Metazoa; Nematoda; Chromadorea; Rhabditida; Dracunculidae
Source: the annotation of a GenBank genome assembly